Molecule: messenger RNA, 1326 nt
Organism: Chanos chanos (milkfish)
Lineage: Eukaryota; Metazoa; Chordata; Actinopteri; Gonorynchiformes; Chanidae
Product: arrestin domain-containing protein 3-like
Exons: 7
Coding region: 1-1326 (441 amino acids)
Biological process (GO): protein transport
Cellular component (GO): cytoplasm; plasma membrane
Source: RefSeq, a predicted model, not a curated record
AUGUCAUUCACAAUUAAGGACAUAAAGGUCACUUACAACGCCAUAAAUGAAAAGAAUACAUUUACAAGCGGAGAUUUCAUAUCCGGGCAAGUCACUGUGGAAGUUGCGAAAACUGCGGAAAUACAGUCUCUGUUAGUUAAAGCUAAAGGAAAAGCAAACGUGAUGUGGACUGAGCGUCAUGGUCAAACUACGGUAGUAUACCAUGAUAAAGAGAAAUAUUUUUCGUUGGAGCAAUUUCUUAUUCGUGAGGGACAGAAUAAAGAUUCCAAUGUUAUUCCUCCAGGAACCCAUGUUUACCCAUUCACCUUUCAGAUUCCUCAGCAAAAUAUGCCAGCAUCAUUCAAAGGCUCUGUUGGCAAAGUUGUCUACUCCUUGGAGACAAAAUUGUCUAGAUCAAUGCGAGUGUCUAACAAAGCCAAAACUGAAUUUGCUUACGUGCCAAAACCAGACCUGACCAUUCCUGAUCUGAUGCUUCCACAGUAUGGUACCAAGGACAAGAAAAUGAGAGUCUUCACCUCUGGAAGUGUUUCCAUCAGCACAAAUAUGGAGAAGAUGGGUUACUAUUUGGGAGAAGGCUUGAAAGUUAUGGCUGAAGUUCACAACAACUCCUCCCGUGCAGUUAAGCUGAAAUAUUCCUUUUAUGUGAAGCAUAGCUUUUUUGCAAGAGGAAGGAGGAGAGUCCACACACAUGAGAUCUUGAAAGAGCAAGGGGAGCCUAUUGAGCCAUCAACUCAGAGAAAUGUGACCAGAGUGCUGAACAUCCCACCUGAUAUAAUGACCUCCAUUCUGAACUGUAGGAUACUCAAAGUGGAGUACAGACUCAGGGUCUAUCUUGAUGUACCAUAUGCUUCAGACCCAGAGAUCAAAUUUCCAGUGGUAAUCCUUCCUCUUGGCCCUGAUAUGAGCAACAUGGUGCCGCCCAACCCGGAUAUGAACAUGAUGCCACCUCCUCCUCCUUAUAGUGAGGUUGGAUUUGGGCCGUAUUAUGGACCAAACCAGCCAGGAUGGAAUAGCUCCCCCUAUCCAGCUCCUCCUAGCAUAAACCCUUAUCAGAACACCAGUGAGCAAUGGAGGUGUGGCUUGAGUGAUCUUCCAACCCACAGUCGGCGAGUACCCAUGACAACAGUUCAAGCCUGCAGGCAACUCCCUGCCUUUACUGGUUUGGGUUGCCAUGACGACUCCCCACUGGACUCCCCCCACGUCAGCGGGAGGGGCAUCCAGUUGACUAACCCUCUCCCUGUUGGAGAGCUGCAGGGGAAAGGCACUGCUGCAGAUCUGAGAGACCAAAACCUCAAGAGGACUACACUGCAAAGUCUACAGCUCUGA